AUGCCAGAUGAAAACAGAGUAGCGGACGAUAACGUCUCAUUCACUGAUGUCGGCGACCCAACUGGAGGUGGGGCUCGUCAAGGAUCAUCUGGAAUGCUUGAUUUGCUCGGAUCGUUGGAAAAGAAAAAAGAGGCAAAGAAGAAUAAGAAGAAGAAAGCAACGAAAAAGAAGAAAAAGGAGAAAACCAAGUAUAAGAAAGUCAGAAAAGUGGAUAAAUAUGAAUCUCAAAACUUUUUGUAUCGUGUCGAAGGAUCAAUGUUUUGUGCUGGAAUUAUCGUUGGAUUGAUCAUGAUUCUGACAUUUAUCAUUCUUGGAAUCGUCUUCUCAGUGAGAACCAAUGGAAAUAUGGUUAGUUACAUGUCACCUUGGUGGGGAACUGCAGAUGAGGCAAAAGAUGAUUCUGGAGAAGAUUAA
Messenger RNA from Caenorhabditis remanei, 414 nucleotides. RefSeq lists its product as uncharacterized. The coding region runs from base 1 to 414 and encodes 137 amino acids. Lineage: Eukaryota; Metazoa; Nematoda; Chromadorea; Rhabditida; Rhabditidae. The record is from RefSeq and is a predicted model, not a curated record. The transcript is spliced from 2 exons.